AGCGGACAUCAGCGGACUCAAAAAACACCUUGCGCGGUGUGGCGAGUCUUUUUUGUGCAAUGGCUUCGCCCAACAAACCGGCGUCAGAGCCCAACAUCGACAACAAGAUGGCCAAGGGGAGCCCCAGGGCUGGUGCCAUGGACCGCCAAGAGUCCCCACCGCCUGGCCACUUCGCACGCAUCCGUGAGCUGUCACCCUUCGCGGCCUCGGAACUGCCGACGCUUCAUGACAUGGCGGCUGAGCUGUCGACGAAGGCGACCGAGUUCUCAGCCAAAGCCCAGGCAACUGCCACGGAGCUGUCGGCCAAGGCCACAGAGUUCUCGGCCAAAGCCCAGGCAACUGCCACGGAGCUGUCCGCGAGAGCACAAGCAACGGCCACAGAGCUCUCGGCCAAGGCACAUGAGCUGUCAGAUUCAAUUUUUAAUCACAUGUUCCGCUAUGAGUCCGCCGCGGAAGCACGCCGCCGUGCUUUGAUGCUGGUGGAUGUUCUGGUGGAGCGGCACAGUGCGGGUCGGCUCAAGAGGCGCUGGGUCUUUGCUGCGGCCUUCGUGACGUUUUGCUAUUUGCACUACAUCUUGCCGGUCUUGGCCUGCUGGGGCUCAAGACGAUGGGAGCAGAGUGUGGACGCCAGCGAGUUUGAAGCGACCGUCGGAGGGCAUAACUCCCACGUCAGUUUUGCAGUGCUCGUGGUCGUCUCCCUUGGAUACCUUUCCAUGCUUCACUGCUCGUCAAGAUUGAUGGAGGCUAGAUUGCCCAUCCAGAGCAGCAUUUUUGAGAUGCUUGUGGUCUACAACAUGACUCAAAUGCUCUUCAAUGCCUUCGUUUGCAGUCAGCUCCUUCGAGAAGCGUACCUGCAAGGCUUCACUAGGCCUUGGGGCAACAUCUUCACAUACACCAAGGAAGGUCACCGACUUGGUUAUUUCAUUUGGCUUCAUUAUCACGGCUGCCAACUGGAGCUCCUGGAUACGCUUUUUGUUGUCAUUCGGAAGAAAUUUCAAAAGAUUACCUUUCUGCAUGUUUGGCUCCGUCUCUUGAACAUGUGGGGCUGGUUCUUUGCAUGUCGCUAUGCCUGCGGUGGCGACACCUACUUUCCCGCCUCUGUCAACUCGGCCACUCGGGCUGUUGUUUACGCUUUCUAUAGCUGGUCUCUUCUGACGGAACGUGGAGUUCCACUGGUGCAAAAGGCUCACAUCACAGAGCUCCAGAUGUUUCAGUUUGCAAUUUGUGCGUGCCAUGCGUUGUCUUGCAUGUACAACUUCUGGAACAUGCAGAUUCCCAAAAUGGUCUUAGUGAUUUACUUUGUCGUCAUGAUGAACGGGCUUGUGCUCUACACAGAUUUUCACCACCAAGUUGAAGGCAAGAGUGAGGCCAAGGCACAGUCCGUCCGGAAAGUCAGCAUUGCCUUUGAUUCCAGCGGAUGGAUGUAUUGCUAUCACUUUGGGGUCGCUGCUUGGUUGCGGGAGCACAUGGUCCCUGACGACGUGACACCUGAGAAUGUCGAGACCAACUUCCCUCAGAAUCUGAGCUUCAGCGGCUCAAGCGGUGGCGCACUGGUGGCUACUGCUUUGGGCACCGGAUUGAAUGUCAGAGAUGUCUUCGAAAUGGUCGUGGCGAAACAGCCUGAAUGCAAAUACAAUCCUUUUGCAAUGCUUCCUGCAGCGGAAGAUGUGCUGCAAAAGGCUAUGCCAGACAAUGCACACAAAAGCCUUUCUGGUCGGGUUCGUAUUCUGCUGACGCGGGUAUCCUUCAAGUACCCCUUCUUCACAGCGGAAGUGGUCAAUCAAUACAGCACCAAGGAAUCAGUCUUUCAUGCCCUGAGGGCUUCUUGUCAUGUUCCGAUGCUGGGUGGAUUUGGGCCAUACUGCUAUGAUGGGCAUGCUUACUUUGAUGGAAUGUUUUGGCCGCAAGUCCUGGUGCCGUGGAAAGGCACGGAGAGCGACUUGGUGAUCCGUGUCGCGGCACUCUUACGGAACCCCUCAAGCGACAUCAAGGAGAGCAGUGACAGGAGCGCAUGGGACGUGCUGGCCUUGAGGGCUGCCAGCCAUGGUCUACUCACACCCCCCACUUCAAGGCAGCACCACUGGCGGCGCUGGAUGAGUAGGUCUUUAGCUUUGCCCCCCACCACAGCGAUCUUUUUGCCGCUUUGCGACCUUUGGAGAGCGGUGACAGGAGCGCAUGGGACGUCGAUCUUUCCACCGGAGGAGGACACCUUGCGGGGUCUAUACUGGCAAGGCUACAGUGACGCAGCCCAGUUCUGCACCCAGGGUCCUCAGAACCCUUUCGACUGCAUGUCCUGCAGAGCGUCAGCUGCCUCAAAUGGAGGAAUGAGAAGACGCACACCCAUAAAAGGUCGUGCAAAGCCAGAAGCGGAGCUGAAAGAGGAAGAAAGCAAAGGGUCCAAAGAUGACGGCCCAGCUGUGCUGUUUGAAGUGCAAAAGCUCCUUGUGAAAAAACCCGCCGCACAGCUUCUUCCAGAGGUGGAUCCUUACACAGGAAGAUCGCCAAUGGAAUACAUUUCAAUCAUGGAAGAGACUAUGAGGCGGCAAAAGAGGUGGCUGUACAUUGCGUCAGCGAUGCUUAUAUUUCUGAUUUUGCUAUGGAUCAUCUUCGGCUGGUUCUGAGACAAGUGCUACUAAGGCUGUAAGGCCUAUGGCGAUUAAGUCUUUUUGAAGAGCUUUGCACGUCGCGAAAGCUUCGGUUGGAUGCAUUGCGACUUGCUUUGGUCAUUUCUUUGACCCAUCUUCCCGUCUUGGCAAAGCCAUACCGUAGGGCCAUAGAUUACCAAUUGUUUGUCUUCAUACCAUAGGUUAUCCUAGGUACACAAGUCUUUUACUCAUUUUGCUCUGGACUCUGGUCUUAGACUGCUCAGCCCAUUGAGGGUGCCAAAAAACGCAGCCCUGCGCGGGUCUCGAAUCAUCGCAGGGAGGAACCAAACUUGUAAAUAAAGCUUGAGGAAUGACAACCACCACCACAAGUGCGACAGUUAGCAGAUCGAACAGCACCAUUUCCUG
This is a messenger RNA of Durusdinium trenchii, 3011 nucleotides long. The record is from the annotation of a GenBank genome assembly. Lineage: Eukaryota; Dinophyceae; Suessiales; Symbiodiniaceae.